AUGCGGUACUGUGUUACAGUGGGUCGAGGUAUGGAACCGUUUGUAAAGAAACAACUGGAACAAAUUCGGGAUGUGAAAAUUGAUGAAACUAUUAUGGAAGGUAAAAUUCUAUUUGAUGCAAGUAACUCUAAUAACCUGUACAGUUUGCGGUGUGCCGAAAGAUUGUUUUUAGUUUCAGCUUACGAAACGAUUGAUCGCAUCUGGAGCAAACGACAGCUGUUCGACAAGCUAUUUACCUUAUGUGAUGGGAAUUCCUUAUUGAAUUCUACUUGUGAAACGGCUUUCAAUUGUUUGCUUCAUUGUGGAGGGCCGACACCCAGUAGAACUUUUCGUGUAUCGCUCAAAGCAACUGGAAAAUGGCGUCGAAAAAUUGAUGUUGAGAAACUCUCUGCAAGUAUUGCUCGUCGCAUCAAACAGAUAUCUGGUUUUAGCAGAUCACUUCGUUUUGCUGCUAUUGAAAUUUGUGUGCAUUUGUCAGAAAAAUACAUUUUUAUUGGUAUACCAAUCACUCGAGAACGUUUAUCUCAGAGAUGUUAUUUGCUGAAGAAUUCACUGCGUUCAACUGUUAUAGAUGCAAUGUUAUCUAUGGCUAACAUUCAAGAUGGUGACAUUGUUGCCGAUCUGACAUGUGGUUCUUCUUCCAUCUUGUUGCAGGCUGCACAUGAUUUCCAGGAUAGGGGAAGCUAUAUUUUCAGUUUCUUGAAAGAAACAUUAAAUUAA
This is a messenger RNA of Cercopithifilaria johnstoni, 720 nucleotides long. NCBI's taxonomy places the organism in Eukaryota, Metazoa, Nematoda, Chromadorea, Rhabditida, Onchocercidae. The record is from the annotation of a GenBank genome assembly.